CGGCUCAUGUACAUACUCGCUCGUGUGACCUGAACCAUCUCGAAGCUUUCAUGAGAAUCACAGACAGCUAACUGCACGAGGACAACCAUUCACGCACACACACCUAUAAUCUCUGCAUCUGUUCCGUGGAUCAUAAUGGCUGGUGACUAUGGUUCAACACGAGUGACAAAGGCUCCAAGAGGGUCGAUGAAGCGGAACGAUUCGGCUGGAGGCUUCCGAUCUACAUACUCCCACCAGGCGCCCUCCGGUAACCCCCUCUAUGGCAGCGAAUCCGACGAUGACGAGAGCAAUCUCAGCUCUUCUCCUCGAUCUCCGCUCUUGGCAAACAAGCGAGCCAGCAUCUCUCAGUCCUCCGAUCGACCUCGACGACCGAGUUUACCUGCACAUAUGCAUCAAUCCCACAGUCAAUCUCAGAACGAGCGUUACGACGCCUACCGAUGGCUAUCCAACACGGGUUCCGAGCCGGGUAUAGACGUCAGGCAGGAUCCUGGCCGGUAUGCUGAACUCGACGACGAAGUGGGAGUGACCGUGGUCGACUAUGCUACGGAUGGGACCGCUUCGAGGGUUGAUCUACCCGGAUCCAAGUUGGAAACCUGGCUAAACUCGCAAGAUGGCAAGAGGCCGGUGUCGCCUGCUCCUCAAACACCAGGUCUGGACGAGAAGAAGGCAAAUGACCGGCCGAGGAAGAGCGUCAGAUGGAUCAAUCUCGAUGGUAUCAAUUUUGAGACGAUCAAGGUGCUGGCUCUGAAGUACAAUCUACAUCCUCUUGCCAUCGAAGACGCUCUGAGAGCGAACAACAACCCGAGAAGCAAGAUCGACUUCUACGCGGAACACCUCUAUACUCAGAUUCUUGUACAGUACAUCCGAGCGGAGGAUGAAGAGGAGAUCAAGGAGGCCGUCAACCUUCCUGCUAAACGACCCUUCGAGCUGGGCUCGCACGCAACCUAUGGGCGAGGUCGCAGCCAGAAUAUGGAAGAGGAAGAUUUGGAAGCUUCUGGUAACAAACAUAAACAGAGCUGGGCUGGAAGAUUAUUCAGCCGGGCAAAGCGAGCGAACAAGAUACACGUGCUCCCAGAGGGAGUCGAGGGUGUCUUUGAACCGCUGCAGAACCAAGGGAUCGGACACGGACCGAUGGCAAUGAUGGGACCUGCUCAUCGAAGUACCGUUGACGAAUUGUCGGCCAAAUAUAUGGUGCCCAUCCGCCGAACCGUUUACAGCUGCUUCAUGUUACGUGAUGGUACGCUCAUCACCAUGUCGGCGACCCCUUAUGCGGGAAUACUGGAUCCAAUUUACCUUCGAUUGGAGAAUCCUGAUGGUAUACUCAGGAAAACAAGCGAUUCAUCGAUGCUGCUCGAGGCAUUACUCGAUAUUGUUGUCGAUAUCGCAAUCGAAAUCUCACAGGCGUUCGAGGCCGAAAUUCUGAAAAUCGAAGCGGGAUGUCUCAUUCGGCCCGAGAUGGGGGCUGUCCGCCACCUGCACGUGAUCUCGUCUCAGCUCACAAGGUUGAAGCGGACACUCUCACCACUGUCGAGGGUGCUGUACACGCUGCGGAAUCGGGACCAGGAGCGAGCGCUGGCAAGUUUGCUUUACGGCGCCAAAUCGUCCGGGACGAUACAUCAGUUGAACCAUGAUCAUGGACAUCAUUCCGGGGUUGGCCAUAUGACGGAGAAGACCGGGCUCGAUACACCGGGUGGAGAAGUCCGCGAAUCGCUCUGGUCUGCUGAAGACAGUGCAGGAUACAUCUCGAGAAUAACCAAGAUAUAUUUGAGUGAUGUCAUCGACCACCUCGAUACCGUGCUAAACGCGAUUGACCAAUUCACCGUGACGACUGAUCAUCUGACGUCUUUCGUCUUCAACCUAAUGAGUUUCGAUUCGAAUUCGUCUAUGGAGCGUCUCUCUCUUGUCACGGUCAUCUUCAUGCCGGCGACCUUCAUGACAGGCUACUGGGGGAUGAACAUUGAGAUCGAGCGCUUCACGAGUAUGCCUUAUGACGACUACGGGUUCUGGUUGGUCGCGAUCCCGGUGUUGAGCUUUUUCUUCAUCGUGUUCUGUCAUCAAUGGAUUUGGAAUACCAUCAACGUAGGAAGGAGAUUAUGGGCGCAACGGAAGCGGGAGGAAGCGGUCUACAUGUCCCGAAAGCAUCAGUGAAGCAAGAUCGGUCGCAGUAGGCAGCAAGAUUCUGUAUCUACGUCACGCAGGUAUCAUAUGACAUGGUGCGCCCUCGUUUCCUGAACGGCCCAGUCGAU
Molecule: messenger RNA, 2246 nt
Organism: Filobasidium floriforme
Lineage: Eukaryota; Fungi; Basidiomycota; Tremellomycetes; Filobasidiales; Filobasidiaceae
Exons: 14
Coding region: 136-2148 (670 amino acids)
Biological process (GO): transmembrane transport; metal ion transport
Cellular component (GO): membrane
Molecular function (GO): magnesium ion transmembrane transporter activity; cobalt ion transmembrane transporter activity; cobalt ion binding
Source: RefSeq, a predicted model, not a curated record